AUGUCGACCAGACUAAUUUUGCUAAGCGUCGUGCUGUUGCAGAUAUCCGGUGCUUUAGGAAGGGACUGUCGUGAUUGUAUGGUGUAUACAUCAUGUCCAUCUGCCAAGGAACGUGUUGAAAAGUACCAAAACCAGGAUACGCUAAAUCUGUUCGAGAGCGCUAAUUGCGGUUACGAAGAUACGAGGCCAAAGGUCUGCUGUUCCUCUUUUCCAAAGCUCGAAACAAGAUUUGGAGAUAGUGGGCGAGAGGCUAAAGAGAAAUUACUGCCUAAAAACUGCGGACGUAUUUACGGGGACAGAAUUGUUGGAGGCACACAGGCCAAGCUAUACGAGUUGCCAUGGAUGACACUUAUAUCUUAUGUAACACGUGACGGCCAACGUUUCGAAUGUGGUGGAAGUAUCAUAAACUCGAGGUACAUCUUGACUGCCGCCCACUGUGUCGUGGGUAAGAAGAUCGCUGGAGUCAGGGUGGGAGAAUACAAUUACCUUACCGACGUCGACAGCUCCGACAACCCUCUAGAAAAUACAUGUGAAGAGUGGAUACAAGACAUCUACGUUGAAGAAGAGAUUCCUCACGAGAACUAUCAACAAUUAACGCAAGGUGUUCUCAACGAUAUAGCUUUGUUAAGAGUGCAGGAUGAAAUCGAAUUUAACCACCCUAACGUCAAACCUAUUUGUCUGCCGUUGUCUGUUGAUUUACAAAAGAAAAACAUAGUUGGUAAGAAUGGUACCGUCGCUGGCUGGGGUGUUACUGAAACCGACAUGGGUUCACCGGUUCUGUUGAAAGUGGAUGUUCCAGUACAUGGAAAGCUGAAGUGCGAAGGAUUUUAUAACAGGAAUACCGCCGGCUACAGAGUUACGAACCAGUUCUGCGCUGGAGAGCUAAACAAAGACUCUUGCGGCGGCGACUCAGGCGGACCCUUUAUGGUCCAACAAAGUUACCGGGGCAAAGACAGUCUCGUUCAAUACGGUAUCGUCUCGUUUGGACCACGCAAAUGCGGAUCAACAUUCCCCGGUGUUUACACAGACGUGACGAAAUACGUCGACUGGAUAUUAGAUAAAAUAAGGGAAUAA
This is a messenger RNA of Leptosia nina, 1074 nucleotides long. Lineage: Eukaryota; Metazoa; Arthropoda; Insecta; Lepidoptera; Pieridae. The record is from the annotation of a GenBank genome assembly.